Sardina pilchardus (European sardine) is the source of this 3379-nucleotide messenger RNA. RefSeq names its product cerebellar degeneration-related protein 2a (gene cdr2a). The transcript has 6 exons. Bases 156 to 1607 code for a protein of 483 amino acids. Lineage: Eukaryota; Metazoa; Chordata; Actinopteri; Clupeiformes; Clupeidae. The record is from RefSeq and is a predicted model, not a curated record.
CUUUGCCACGUUGCUGUAGACGCCGGGCUUCGCUGCUGCAGGAUGUUGUGACUGAGGCAAUACGGUGCAACCCUGUGGGAUGAACGAAGAAGUUAAAGCGCACGAAACAACUGGUGGAGAUAGUAGUGCGUUUGUUUGAGUGAGCACUUUUAAAAAUGCUUACUGACGUGGUUAUCGAGGAGGAUUUCGAGCUGAGAGGCGAAGACCUUUGGUAUAGCAAACAGGACCUCGAGAAUGAUUUACAUUUGGCAGCAGAGCUUGGCAAAACCCUGCUGGACAGGAACCAUGAGCUGGAGCAGAGCCUUCAGCAGAUGUACACAAACAACCAGGAGCAGCUGCAGGAAAUCGAGUACCUGACCAAGCAGAUGGACGUGCUGCGUCAGAUGAACGAGCAGCACGCCAAGGUGUACGAGCAGCUGGACGGGGUGGCCCGAGAGCUGGAGCAGGGCAACUGCAAGCUGAUGCAGGACAACCGGGUCGCCCAGCAGAGGAUCCAGAGCCUGACUGAGACGGUGGACUCUCUCCAGGCGCACAUGGACGAGCUGCAGGAGCAGGUGGAGCAGCUGAGCGCGGCCCAGUCGGAGCGCAGCCGCAGGGAGCAUGCCCAGCUGCAGCAGCGCCGCGCCAGCCUCAGCGCCCAGAGCGUGCCCUGCCUCAAGGAGCUCUACGACCUGCACCAGGACAGGUGCCUGAUGCCCACUGACGAGCUGCCGUGUGAGCGUCCCUGGGCGCUCCCGCCGGAGGAGCAGACGGCGGCGGCGGAGGCGGAGGAGGAGGAGCGGGCGGCGCUGUGCGGGCUGGUGCAGACCCUGGAGGCCCAGCUGGAGGCGGAGCGCUCGCGCCGGCACGAGGCCGAGCAGGAGGCCGAGGCGACGGCCGAGGAGAACGGCAUGCUGGGGCAGCGCCUGGCGCUGCUGGACGGCUGCCGCGCCCGGCAGGCGGAGCUGGAGGCCGAGGUGGAGGAGCUCCGGCAGCUGUGGCGCUCGGAGAUGGCCAGGGCCAGGCGGGCGCAGCAGCGGGCGCUGCAGGACGACGUGCAGGACGACGUGUUCCUCGGCCUGGUGGAGGAGAGAGGGGAGGGGAAGCCGCGGGCACGGUGCCAGAGCGAGGGCGCCAUCCAGGGCGCCAGCGGCGCGGAGCUGCGGCGCCGCCACCGGCCCACCUGCGCCCGCCGGCCCCGGGCGCUCCUGACCCGCCGCGGCGUGUCGCUGCUGAGCGAAGUGGACGCCCAGUACAGCGCCCUCCAGAGGCAGUACGACGAACUCCUCCGCCGCUCCCAGCACGCCGCCGCCGCCACCGCGAACAACGCCGCCGCCAACGGCCCGCUCAGCCACAAGGCCGUCCAGACGCCCGGCGUCGCCGGCGGCAACAACAGCUGCUCCAUCUACGCGCACGCAGCCGCCCACGCCGCCGCCCACCACGCCCCCCGUCGCCGCCUGUCCGGCUCGGCGUCCGGCGAGCCGCCCGAGUACAAGGCCCUCUUCAUGGAGAUCUUCAACUGCAUCCAGAAGACCAAAGGGGACCUGAGCGACACCAGCGUCCAGGCCCUCCACAGGAUGCAGACCAGGCGUCUGAGCCAGGCCAUCCAGACGGACGAGGCGCCGUGACUCACUCCCGCGGAGGGGGUCGGCGGCGACCACACUUACUGCCUCUUUCCCCUGUCCUGGGGUUGGGGCUGCAGCUUCCUCUAGGCUUGGGCAUCCGUAAGAGGAGAGUGUGCCGGAUUGGCUGCUUUUGAGGUUUCUCCACAGAUGCUUUAUGUUGUUUAACCUCCCGCUCAUAUCGGUGCUCAGUUCUGUUAAAGAGUUUGUGUCUUUUGCUUUACAUGGCUGGCUGCUAGACAAGCUUUGGUGUGGCGUUGAAGCUGUUUAGUCGUGUAGGCCUAUGUCAGGGAUCAGGUGAAGCUUGUUGUGUUUCUUCCAAAACAAGUGCAAGUGCAUGGUUAGAUGCUAGAUGGAUUAAGUAGCUGUUGACUUGACAUUUUGAAGCACCAAGUAGACCUGAUUCAAUGAAAACAUAUACAUGCUGAAUUUAGAAGCCAAUGAAUGUAAUGACUUCAGUUCUUGUAUAUUUGCACUUGAUUUGAUAUCAAUACAAUGAUGUGUGGUGCUUUGGGAUUGAAGAACAUUGCAGCUAUUUUGAGAUAGAGUUGCAUAGCCGGCUUGCAUAUGAGUGCCAUAUAUCCUUAUAGUAAAUGUGAAUGAUUACGUCCAGAAUGAUGAAGAAAAUCUCAAGGACUGCCCAGAAGCUUCAAAGCCUGGGCAAGAAAUGUGUUCAGGUAGUCCAUACUGUUCAGGCAGUGGGCAAAGUGUUUGUACUUGUUGUUGAACACAGAGCAGAUAGACCUACACUACCAUGGAGACGCUAAACUGCUUUGCACACAACCGUAUUAACAUUUCCUUAUUUAUUAUUUAUUAUAAAUUUCAGUCAUAUCUAGAAAUGAGAGUUUAUUUAUUUUGUACCUUAUUUUCUUGUAUGUUUACAGUUAUGCAUCUCAAAUGGAUGAAAUUAUUGUUUCGUGUAACUAAGUCAGAGGUCAGUUUUGUAAGUUACUUAGUGGAGGCAGAGAUUGGAUUUGGCACGCAUUCCUACAGUCAGAAUUACACAACAAGCAUAAUCUUGUAGUCUCUGUGGAUUAAAGUUACAGUAGCUAGCAGUUGUCUACUUGAAUCGAAGACACAAGGUGAUUUUUUGUUGUUUUUUUGUUUUUGCAGAAGAACAAAUCACAUUUUCAGUGUUAUGGCUCUAAUGCGGUGUUCUAAAUGUGUAAUGUGUAAUUUGUAUGUGAUAGGCCAGAGCUGAGAUAGAGAGAUGGGGGAGAUUAAGCCAGUGCGUGAUCGAAGGACAAAGGAAUGUUGAUCGUUGAUGGAGAAACAAAAACAGAUUGGGAAAGGAUUCAACUGUUAAUUGGUGUGUGGUACAAGAAGGUUGAUUAGGGGCUCGGCGAGGUGUGAGGCCAGCACUCUUGGGUCCUCUCCAUCCUUGCUAUCUAAUGCUAGGACAGACUCGGUGCAAUUUUAUUUCUCAGUUUGUGACCCCGUGUAAUUGGAUUGCCUACUUAAUGUAAGCACAAGUCAAACAGCAGAAGAAAGUCAGUUAUGAAAUUUAAACUAGAUAAAUAGUCCUUAGUUGGAACUUCUUGGAAUGGCUGAUUAAAUAAUGUAGCUUUCAUAUUGUUACAGACACGUUUUGAAUCCAAAUGUAUUCAUGUCUUUGUCAGUGGAAAAACAGGUGUUUGCAUAUCAAUCAGAAUGUCACUCAACAGCAUUUCUAUCUUUUUGUUUGACCUUUUUCAGAUACAAUGAUAUAUAUUUUUUAUGAUACAGCUUUUCUAAGUGUUGACAUCCUUAAACUGUAAUCAUAAGGCUACUUACUAACA